UCAGCUCCCCGCGAUCUACCGCGUUUCAGUCGGAAUCACCGACGAAUAUCUGAGAUUCCGCGUGCUUUCGAGAGUGUCCUCGUUUCUCGAGACAUUCGCAGUGUCCGCGACUUCGAAAUUUUGCGGAGAACUGCGAACUUUCGAUGCUUGAUACUUCGAUGCAAGGGGAAUAUCAUUUUCUCGAGCGUUUAAGGUGCGAAGGGAUCGUUGAUGCAAUUUGGUGGGAUUUAAUUACGCGGGGAAGCCGCGUUAUUAAGUUGGGAAGGGGACCGAGCCGAAAGAAUUCAGGUUUCCUGCCGUCAUCGAUCAGCGAAACCGGUGGAAAGCCGGGAGACUUUAAUGUCCGCGCAGGCGGGAUCGUUUUACGUCUGGUUUCGAAGACUCGGCCGCUCGGGCGCGUUAAAAAACGAUCGUUUCGCGAGGAAACCGCUUCAUCGCGACGAAAUACUGGUUCGUGCGAGCUCGAGGAAUAUUCCAGCUCGAACUGAUCAAGGCAACGAGGGACUCUGAAUUCUCUAAUCUUCACGGUCGGAUUGUGCUGAACUGGAUAGAGCUCCACGUGCACCAGCGACGUGACAGUUGGAUUGCGAUUCUUGAGAACCGGAUUGGCUGGAAUCGUUCAUCUCGACGGAAUCAGUGCCGCAGAAAUACUCGAGUUAAAUUGGAUUAAUGAAAGCUGGAACUAAAUACUCGUAGCUAGAUUCUAGAUGGAAGAAUGUUUUGUGCUUCUUUGCAGAUUGGUUAAAACUGCCUGUAUCAAUCCGCGUGGUCUCGACGGAAUCACGAGUGUCUGCAUUCGAGUUCAAACGAAUCGAUUUUACACUGCGAAGAGCAUCUUCAACGUGUACCAUCGUCGUGAUACUUGAUAUUCGUGGAAUCACGAGCGCGUAAGGAAUAUUCGAGUUUAAAUAGAACCAUUCGAGUUGAAAGCAGGGACUGAUUACACCCGUACCUUUCCACCUAGAAGAGUGCAUCGUUCACUUAAAUCGCAGACCAGUGGAGCUUCUCUGAAGCAUCCCGAAAGCAUCGGAGUUUCACUGAACACGAGCGUUGGGCAACAGGUGUUCGCGCCACGCUGGUCGUUCCAGCGACCUGCGCCGAAAGGAAAAAGAGGGUCAAGCUCGUUUGGAAAAUUGGACGCGGUCCUGUUCGACGGCGAACGGGGACCGUUACCGAAGACACGGCUGAUUCAUCGGUCCAUUGUCUUCGAGCGUGCUCGAGAGGAUCCUCGGUCGAUCGCGAAUACUGUAUCGUUGAUCAUCGUGCAUCGCUCCGGUCGACGUUGCGUUCGCAAAGAGAAAGUGAUUAAUAAUAAGGGCGUGUAAGAGUUCCGUGACGGAGGUUCGUGCGCGCGUGCAAGUGGAAUAUAGGAACCAGCGAACAGGUUGUUUACAUGGUUCCGUUGCCGAAGAAACGGGAGAAAACGGAAUCGAAGGGAGAAUCUAUGAACCUGCAUCCGUACUCACUCGAACAGUGGAGGUGCCCCGUCGCCUCCUUUCGGCUGACACGCGGUGACCCGUCGAAGAAGAGACGCCAACGUCCGCGAAUUCCGGUGAUCGAGGCAGCGUCCGCGGCAGCGCUAGGAAAAGUGGCUCAUCAUGUCCGUGCUCGAAGCUGGUGAAGCCGACAGGACGACUAUGUCACCUCUGGACGAAGUCGUGUCCCCGACGAGCGUCGAGUCGGAACUGAUGGUCACCGACAUGUUGGACGAGCACGAGACCACGUUGAACGAGCACAGGGACGGCAAGCGAAAAAGAGACACGGACGGCGAAGAGCUCACGCCUAGGAAACUGCCGUCGCUGACGAGGAACAACAAUGACGUGGGAUUCGUUCUCGAGGAGAACGCCGACGACGAUCUGCACGAGGACAGGGACGACGACCGUUUAACUGGUCACGGGGGUAUUUCCUCGCUGGGCGGUGGAAAUUCCUCGCCGUAUUCCGGCGCCCAUCACCAUGGGCACAGAGGCAAUGGGAACGGCAGCGGGAUGCCCCAUCACGGGGGCGCCUCCUUGCCAACCGCCUCGGACUUUCAACCCCCGUACUUCCCGCCCCCGUUUCCCUCGCACCACCACGCGCCAGCGAGUCCUCAGCAUCCAGGCCUCGGUCAGCCACAACAUCUCGACUACCUCGUCGGCGAUCCUUACACGCAGACGCUCAACACGUUGCAUCAACAUCACUACAACCAUCUGAGCGCCGCUGUUACGGCUGGCCAGAGGAGCGGAGACCUCAGAAGGGAUGCGGAGGGUAUCCACGUGACGAACAUGCAUGCGUCGUUUCCGUACGACGGCGGACGCAGUAGUGGCGGCGGCGGAGGAGGCGGUGGUGGAGGCGGUGGCGGAAGGGGCGUCGAAUAUGGCGCCGUACGCCGUCCCGACGCUCUCCUGCCACCCCCAGGCCUCGACCAGACCGACCUCGUUCUCCACAGCAGCCUCGUAGACGACCCCCAGGUGAGCGACGAUAACACAAACGUGGACGAUGGAGGGUUCAUGAACGAUCUGCCUCUCCUAAAAAACAUGAAACCGUCAGACAGGAGCGAGAAGGCGAUGCUGAGCGGGAACGCGCAACCUUCGGACGUGUUCUGUUCGGUUCCUGGACGAUUAUCGUUACUAAGCAGCACCAGCAAGUACAAAGUUACGGUAGCCGAGGUACAAAGACGACUAUCGCCACCGGAAUGCUUGAACGCGAGUCUCCUUGGAGGAGUCUUACGAAGAGCGAAGUCCAAAAACGGCGGACGUCUGCUUAGGGAAAAAUUGGAAAAAAUUGGGUUAAAUUUGCCAGCCGGUAGAAGGAAGGCCGCCAACGUCACGCUUUUAACAUCGCUAGUGGAAGGAGAAGCCAUUCACCUUGCCAGAGACUUCGGCUACGUUUGCGAAACCGAAUUCCCUGCGAAACAAGUUGCCGAAUACCUCAGUCGGCAGCAUUGUGAACCGCAAGAUUCCUACAGGAGAAAAGAACUUCUUCAUGCCACCAAACAAAUCACCAAAGAGCUGAUGGAUCUUCUGAAUCAAGACAGAUCACCACUUUGCAACACACGGCCACAACACAUUCUCGAUCCAAGCAUACAGAGACAUCUAACACAUUUCUCUCUCAUAUCACACGGAUUCGGAAGUCCUGCGAUCGUAGCCGCUCUUACGGCAAUACAGAAGUUCCUAAGCGAGUCCCUGAAUCACCUCGAGAAGAUGUACCCAGGCAACGGUAGCGGCGUGACAAGUAGUCAACAGUCGAGCCUCGACACGAACAAGAGCAAGGACGGCACGUUGAUGAACGACAUGAAGAAGUGACGCCCAGAGGACCCGCCUACCUCGAACGUGGUCACUUCGAUCCGGCACUCCUGGCCGUACAACUGAGCUGUUCGUGGUCGUAACGGGCGCGCGAACAGCUUCCGGUGGACCACAGAAACGACACGUAUGUCCGCGAAACCACGAGCGUUUGUAUAAUAAUUGAGAAGCGCACUCAUUCGACAGGAAGUUAAGAGGGUGUGCAACGGAAGCGUCGCGGAUGUCCGUGUUCGCCGAGGUUGGCUGGUCGACGAGCGUUUUUUUUAGGUAAAUCAAUGAAACGAAGCCGCGUGAAGAUGUGCAAUCGCCCAAGUGAUGGAUCGAUCGUGGAGAUAGCGAUCGUGGGUCCACGAGGAUCCACGACGAAGAUCCGUCUUGGCCCGGUGGGAUGACACGGGACGACUUGAUUUCCCCUUUGUUUAGAGAAGCAACUCGGGGCGCACCAUCGAGGACGCUUCGAUGCCCCUGAUCGCGUACUCAUCGACGAACGUGCGUACUCGCGUAACGAAAUAGGAAUAACUUUUGUUCUUUCACUGCCUGUUCGUUCGAAACGCAACCGUGCUGAUUCCGAAGGAACGUAUCGAUCGAUUCGACGGGAUCGUCGCGACGGACUCGCGAGACAGGUCUGGGGACUGUGUUAGUAUUGGUGAACGCUGGUGGGAGUUUGAAUGUUCUUCGAAGCUUGGGUAUUUGGAUAUCGUACGCACUGAUCGAGAAUCUAUUGGGUCAUUUCAUAUGUUCAUACAUAGAAAUAUUAACAUUUUGACAAUGAUGUUCGAUUGCCUGCACGGUAUUUGUUUAAAAAGAUCACUGCAUACCAAGGUUUUCUUUACGAACGUGAACAAACAAAAUUCUACAUGAAAGAAAACACGAGCGAAAUGCACCCCCAUCUUCGAUACGAUGUAUAUGAUUCGCUUCUUCUCGAAAUAAAUUCAGCGAUAAUGCUUCCCAGUAAUUCUCAACUAAAAUUAUUCGAGUUUCCCCAAGCCUGGCUCGCGUUUCGUCGCCACUGUUCGAAGCUUCGAAGCUUCGUCGAGUCUUCCCUCCCCUAAGUUCACGUGCAUGCUCACGAAAUCCGUAUUCGAUCAGAGGAUAUAUCCGUGCGUGUACGAUUGUUUGUGAUAGGAAUAGUGAUAGUCGAAACGUUUGUGCAAUUGUUACGGUUAAUGCUUGGAAUUAUAGCCCUGUGUUCCGAACCUUGCAGUACAGUAACAGAAUCACAGUCGAAACGGGAACAUUCGUGUCGGUUCGUUCGAGGAUGAACAGAAGAAUCUCGCAUACUCGAACGCGACGAGCGUUUUACAUGCACAAUAGGAGCUAGGAGUUCAUUGCCAGUUCGGCGCUACGAGUGUAUCAUAAAAACAAAAUUGUAUAUCGCGGAGAGCUGAACUGGUUAGAAGUUUUUCAGUCGUUCGUAUCCUUGCAGCUCGCGAAUCGAUCGAUAAUUGGAGAAUACAUACGUAAACGUAUAAACACACAUGCACGCGUACGCGCAGAGUACGACGAAGAAGAAACAAUUUACAACAGGCUUAUUUCACCGUAUAAUUUUUGGGUCGACUAUUUACAUUGCUCAAGCAUCGUUAUUCUUUGCUCAUUACCGAGCGUCCGACAUACGCGCAGUAUCGAUUAUGAUGCCGUUACGUAAGCAUUAAUAUUGUCAGCAUAACGUUAUGUAUCGCUCUCUGUGCCGCGCUACAACUUAUAAUUUAGCGACUACGAAUGUGAACCACUCGUUAAACGUUUAACGGGCUAUUUUUCUUGGCUGAUCGAGUCCAUUACGUUGGAACAACCCGACUCCCAUUUACAUGGAAACAUUCAGUAUGCAACGGCCGUUGAAUAUUCAUGGCGUCGCUGUCUUUGAAGUUACACAUUUCCUUGUAAACACAUUUGUGAACACACGUUUAGCGUGAACGUUUUCAUCGAGUUUCUUAAUAAUUCGUCUUUCUCGUUUGUUCGUCAUUCGAAUCCGCGAUUACCGUUGCCAUUGCACAGUGUUUUUGGGGUGUACACGAACCACCUACUGCGGUUUAUCUCUCGAGUGCAAAUGAUUAAUUUAUUAUAGAAACGUUAUCUAUCGCGAGGUUUCGUUAAAAUCAACCUAUGGACACGAAUAGCCGAAUCAUCGACAUUGCAGUUGUCUAUUCGUUGCAGUUUCCCGACGAUCGAUUACUCAAGCUCGGCAUUACGCUGAUUUUCCAAUGAUUUUGUACAGUCGACUAGAAUUAAUGAUACGAAAUACAGCUUUCUAUACACGUAUUAAGAGACACUUUAUUCCACGCAAACUUUUGAUGUUCACGAUUCAUCUGCAUAAUAAGGCAUUGCAUUAUUUCGUCGAGUGUGUAUUUAAAAGUGUGCAGGUUGUCAAACUUGUCGUUCGAAGAGACGAGGUUUCGUUUUGGGAAUUCUGAUGCAUGGGGUAUUUUAGAAUUUUGGAAAGAUACAAGAGCUUUACGAGAAUUGGAGAAAGAAUUUAAUGAAUAAAAAUUGAUGGAACAGAAAGCAUUUAUUAUUCUCGAUACGAUACGAUACAUAUAACAGUAAACAGAGCUUAACAAAUAAUAAUGGGGAUAUCUUGGAACAUGGUUUACGUUUAAUAACUUUUGAGUUCGUCUUAUGAAUUCUGAAGCACCCCUUAUAAAAAAUCAUACAAAAUUGUCUCUUUUUAAAAUGUGUACUAAUGCGCUUGAAAACAUUGUUUUAAAAAAGUUGAGCUUUGUUUCGAAUCUUCUUUUGUUUUCGAAUGUUAUCAAACUGGCUCAAUAACACACCAAUUUGCAAACAAUUCAAUGCUUUAUUAUGUGUUUUAUGUACUUCGUAUUCUCGUCAACUAAUAACGUAUCUUUCAUAGAUUUAUAGCUGCCAAAUAUGUCCUGCGAUAAAUUCAGCGCGAUACGUCGACGCAAAGGACAGAUCGGAUAAACAACAAUUGCGUUUUCAAAAGACCCGUAGACAGUGUCGAACACAGACUAUCGUUUGGUAACCGACGUCAGCGAUAGGCAAAUUCAUAUCUAGAUAAAGAAAUUUGAAUUUCGAAAUUCAUUUUUAAAAAUUGAUACGAAUUGAGAAAUUUAUAGAGAAUGGAGUAUGGAUCGGUUUAGCUUUCGAGGGGCCCAACAGUCGAGCGAUUAAUCGCAGCGAGACUAUAUUUUCCUCCUUAUUGAAAGCUUCUUCGCGAUUUUCGUUUUCGUAACGAAGAACGGGACAAGGUUUAAGCGCGUUUACUGAUCGUCGGUGUCGACCAGAGGUGGGCAAAGUGGUUAUUUAGAUAGAAAUUUCAAAGAUGAACAACUUUUAAUCCAUGAUUUGUUCAAUGGAAAUUUAAUUAUAAGUGCAAUUUCAAUCUGGAUACCAAAACUUUUAUUUCUGAAUUUUCUAUUCUCCAAAUUGAAUUUGCUUCUCUAACAAAAAAAAAAAAAAGAAACCAAAACCAAGUAAAAAUGAAGUUCCCAUAAUCAAUAACAAUUCGAUUCACAAACUGAAAUUUCGCGCUAGAUAUUGGUAGAAUCAUACACGAACAACAUUUCAACGGUGUUUAUGUUCAAAUGAAACCACAGAAAUAGUUUCUUUUUUUAUAUAUAUAAAAAUGUAAAUUCUCUCCCAUCUCUGGUGUCGACGAGUCUCGAGGAAGCCCAAGGAACAUAUCCGAGGAUCACUCAUCGUGCCAAUGCGAAAGUUGCCAUUUGAGAUGUGCCAAUUAAACAAAUAUCGAGUUAGAAACGUAAGAAGCGAGCGACCGGGAGCCGUGUAUCGACGAAACGCGAUCGAGCGAGCACCGGAAGUUGCGUUAGAGUUUUAAGGUACGAGAGAACGUGGACGAGAAUCGAAGCCGGAAGAAAGAGAAAAGAAAAGAAAAGAAAAAAAGGGAAAAGAAACGUCUCCGACCGAAACGCGUAUAUCGAAUGCUCGGUCCAUCCCGUUCUGAACGGAUAGGACACUGGAAAAAAGGGAAAAGAGCGGAGCGAAAGCAUGAGAAAUUGCGUUGAAGUACAAUACCAGGUGAACCUGAGACAUAUCUAACUUUGUAAUUAAAUCUUAGGCGUAUAUGUAAAUGUAAGAUUAAGAAACCUGAUCGAACGUCUCGCGUUCCCCCGGGGAUAUUAUGUACAGAGUAUUUGAAUCUUUCUUGUGAUAUAAUCGUACAUAUUACUAAGAUAUAAACCGAUAACACGGGCAAAACGAAAAAAAAAUUUACUAUUAUCAUUCCAUGUUUUUUCAUAGAGGUGAGGUAAUUUAGCGUGGUUGCAACGGGCGACCGGGAAUCGCCGCUACGUUCUAAUUAGAGAUACACGAUUUAACGAAGGUUCGAAUACGCGGUCGCGUCGACAACGAAUUUUACGUUCCCGACGAGAUGGAACUGGAAUUUUUUGACGACGACGUCGCGAGCGCUUAUAAUCCAUAGAUUCCGUCGACGAAACGAGGAGAGAGAAACGACGAUAAACGAAAAGGCAGGGAACCCACCUUCGACCGAGUUUCGGACCAACGCCGGGAUUAGUUAGGCAAGAAAAAACGAGAAAAAAUGUUAGGCAACACACACACACACACACACACACACACACACACACACAAAGAAGAGAACGAGGAAAACCUUGAACCCCCCACCCCUAUUUUCACUCACGACUACUUAGGCGAACUCGUUAGAACUAAGCUACCCCCCUCCCUCCUCCCACCCCAAACGUAAAUUAAUACUUAUUUAUAAUCGUUAGGGCGGCCGUAGAAAGACGUUUUUCUACCAGAAUUUCUGUGCCAACUGCAAAGAAUGUUGUAGACAAUUUUUGUUCCACGUUGAACCAUCAUUCUAAUCUUGUAAGAUACUCAGAUAUAUCUUUAUUAAAUAUAUUUGAAUUUCGUAGUAUAUUAUAUUCUGAUAUUGAUUAUACAUUUCAUUUUUGUAUAUUGGUGUGUGAUAAAUAAAUAAGAAUAUUGUUUCUAAGCAA
Molecule: messenger RNA, 8212 nt
Organism: Hylaeus anthracinus
Lineage: Eukaryota; Metazoa; Arthropoda; Insecta; Hymenoptera; Colletidae
Gene: TfAP-2
Product: transcription factor AP-2-epsilon
Exons: 9
Coding region: 1599-3281 (560 amino acids)
Biological process (GO): anatomical structure development; regulation of transcription by RNA polymerase II; regulation of cell population proliferation
Cellular component (GO): nucleus
Molecular function (GO): DNA-binding transcription factor activity, RNA polymerase II-specific; RNA polymerase II transcription regulatory region sequence-specific DNA binding
Source: RefSeq, a predicted model, not a curated record